AUGGCUGAUGCUGAGGAUAUUCAACCCCUUGUGUGUGACAAUGGAACUGGAAUGGUGAAGGCUGGAUUUGCUGGUGAUGAUGCACCUAGGGCUGUGUUUCCAAGUAUUGUUGGCCGACCUCGUCAUACUGGUGUUAUGGUUGGGAUGGGUCAGAAGGAUGCCUAUGUAGGUGAUGAAGCCCAAUCUAAAAGAGGUAUUCUUACUCUUAAGUACCCCAUUGAGCACGGUAUAGUUAGUAACUGGGAUGACAUGGAAAAGAUCUGGCAUCACACAUUUUACAAUGAAUUGCGUGUUGCUCCUGAGGAGCACCCAGUGCUUCUAACUGAGGCUCCAUUGAACCCAAAGGCCAACAGAGAAAAGAUGACCCAGAUUAUGUUUGAGACCUUCAACGUACCUGCCAUGUAUGUGGCCAUUCAGGCUGUCCUCUCCCUCUAUGCGAGUGGUCGUACAACUGGUAUUGUGUUGGAUUCUGGUGAUGGUGUGAGUCAUACCGUGCCAAUCUAUGAGGGUUAUGCACUCCCCCACGCCAUCCUUCGUUUGGAUCUGGCUGGUCGUGAUCUAACUGAAUCUUUGAUGAAGAUCCUCACUGAGAGAGGGUAUAUGUUCACCACUUCAGCUGAGCGGGAAAUUGUCCGUGACAUAAAAGAGAAGCUUGCCUAUGUUGCUGUGGAUUAUGAACAAGAACUUGAAACUGCAAAGAGCAGUUCUUCUAUUGAGAAAAACUAUGAGCUUCCUGAUGGACAAGUUAUCACAAUUGGAGCUGAGAGGUUCCGUUGUCCAGAAGUCCUUUUCCAGCCAUCUAUGAUUGGAAUGGAAGCUGCUGGAAUUCAUGAGACCACUUACAACUCUAUAAUGAAGUGUGAUGUUGAUAUCAGAAAGGAUCUGUAUGGAAACAUUGUUCUUAGUGGUGGUUCCACUAUGUUUCCUGGUAUUGCUGACCGAAUGAGUAAGGAGAUCACUGCCCUGGCUCCUAGCAGCAUGAAGAUUAAGGUUGUGGCUCCACCAGAGAGAAAGUACAGUGUCUGGAUUGGAGGAUCUAUCCUUGCAUCCCUCAGUACCUUCCAGCAGAUGUGGAUAUCUAAGGGUGAAUACGAUGAGUCUGGCCCAUCCAUUGUCCACAGAAAAUGCUUCUAA
This is a messenger RNA of Vicia faba (fava bean), 1134 nucleotides long. The record is from the annotation of a GenBank genome assembly. NCBI's taxonomy places the organism in Eukaryota, Viridiplantae, Streptophyta, Magnoliopsida, Fabales, Fabaceae.